UCGUUUAAACCAGGACUAAGUCAGUCAGUUCAAGAUUAAACAUGGCCAAGGACGGCCGAAGCGGUGCUCUUGUCCGGAAGUUUCCUUUUGACUUUAUUCCUUUACGGGAAAAUGCACAAAUUCAGAAGGAUUUCCUUGGAUACACAAGAGGCUUGGUGCAAUGUCAACCUGAAGGAUGGAUUUUUGGGGGAUUCUUUACGGAGCAUGCCGAGAGAAUCUAUAACAUGGAAGUUAGGGACAAUGACGUGUGGAUAGUGAGUUACCCCAAAUCUGGGACAACUUGGAUGCAGCAAAUUGUGUGGUUCCUGCUAAACAACUUUGAUUACCACGUCGAAUCCCACAUCGACGUGAGAAGCCCUUUCAUAGAUUUUGAUAUGUGCAUCCCCAAGGAAAAGUUUCGAGAUGAGCUGGAUGCAAAAAAGGAAAAGCUCCUGGCGGAAAAUCCGAAAGAUCCCACGUUGGCCCUCGUCAAUGAACAACUUGCAUUCAUGGAUACGACAGGCUAUGAAGAUGCGCAAAAUUUGCCCAAAGAUACGCCCAGACUACUCAAGUCCCAUUUGCCAUUUAGCCUUUUGCCCCCGGACCUCUUGCGAAGAAAUAAGACGGUGUAUGUUGCUCGAGACCCAAGAGACGUGGUAGUUUCUUAUUUUCACCAUCAUCGUCUCAUCCGCCAUCACGAAUUCGUUGGGGAUUUUAAGGCCUUCUUCCAUUAUUUCAUCCAAGAGAAAGUCUUAUGGAGCCCAUAUUGGAGACACAUCAGUCAAGCGUGGAAGCAUCGAAAAUCAGAUAACCUCCUUUUUGUGUUCUUUUCCGACAUGAAAGAGGACUUAUCUGAUGUGGUGGACCGACUUUGUGCCUUCCUCAAAGUCAGUCUGACUCACGAAGAGAAAGAAACUCUUCUGGAUCAUUUGAACAUCAAGAAUAUGAGGGCAAACGCCUCUAUUGACGAUACAGAGGUCAUGAUUCAAUUGGGCCUUUUCAAGGAAAACGAAGGCUCAUUCAUUCGAAAGGGGAAAUCUGGGGGAUGGAAGGACUACUUUGAUGAUGAAAUGAUUCAAGAAAUGGAAGUGUGGAAAGAGAGGAAUUGCAAAUUGUUCGACGUGCCCAUUGAGAAACUUUGCUGCGAAGGGUACGCUCUACGCGUAAAAACGACAGACACUAACCUCAGUUGCACACUGGAGCUUCACGUGAUCAGUUUGAACAUCAUGAGUCUUCCUUACACUUUGGUGCCUAUCUCGGAGGAGGAAAAGGCCUUCCGAGCCAAGAUUUAUGGUGGCCCCAAGACCUGUAUGGUCGAUAUGGUGGUGGCCCAGCCUUAUGGGAUCUAUUUGCCCAAAAAGUUUGAGAAAAUUGCCGAAGAUAUUUACAACAUGAAAAUUCGCCCCGAUGACGUGUUCAUGAUCGCUUUUCCCAAGGCAGGAGGAACGUGGAAUCAGGAGUUGUUAUGGCAACUUUCCAACGGUCUAGACUUCGAGAAAGGGAAAGAGAACCUGUUCUUCCGGUCUCCGUUUCUGGAAUUGACCUGCUUGUGUGGAGAUGCUCCUGCUGUUCCCGCCAUGGACGACAACGAAGCUAUGGAUAGGAUGAUGAAAAUCAAGCAAAAUUCCGUUCAAUCCGUGGCGGACAUGCCCUCGCCUCGUGUGAUCAAGACUCAUCUGCCUUUGGAAAUGCUUCCACCCAAUCUCUUGGACACGGCCAAGGUUGUCUGGGUCAAUCGAAACGUGAAUGACUCGGUCGUGUCCUUUUAUCACCAUGAGAAGCUUCUGCCCGUUCAUGGUCUCACGGCUUCUUUUGAAGAGCAUGCCAAGCUCUACAUGGAAGGCAAGACCCUCUAUGGAUCAUAUUGGACUUUCAUGCAGGCAAUGUGGAAACACAAGGACCAUCCAAAUCUGAAGGAGAUCAAGUAUGAGGACAUGAAGAACGAUCUCAAGGGCACCAUCCGCAACACGGCCAAAUUUUUGGGGAAAGAUUUUCCCGAAGAAAAAGUGGAUCUCUUGGUGGAACAUUUAUCGUUCGAGACGUUCAAAAAUAAUCCAGCAGUGAACAUGAAACCUCCCAAAGGAUCAGUCCCAGACGAGGUCAGGGAUCAGUUCAACUUCAUCCGCAAAGGUCAAGUUGGAGACUGGAAGAAUUAUUUCCAAGGGGAUUUCCUCGAGGAGUGGAACAAAUGGAUCGAUAACAACAACCCUGACUCUGCCAUUCCAAUGAAAUUUGAAUGAACUCGGCUUCUCUAUUUACAAUUAUACUUAUACUGAGAAGCCCGAAACAGAUGGAAAACAAUUUCUCAGAA
Molecule: messenger RNA, 2290 nt
Organism: Tigriopus californicus
Lineage: Eukaryota; Metazoa; Arthropoda; Copepoda; Harpacticoida; Harpacticidae
Exons: 10
Coding region: 42-2219 (725 amino acids)
Biological process (GO): sulfation
Cellular component (GO): cytoplasm
Molecular function (GO): sulfotransferase activity
Source: RefSeq, a predicted model, not a curated record